UCUCCUCUAAAGGCCCUAAAAAAAUCUCUCGAGAAAAAAAAAACACAGAUCGGAAACCACAGCCGCCUCCACCGUCCGCCGCCGUCGUCUUUUGCCCCUGCCCCUGCCCCUGCCCCUGCCGCCAUGGGACGAGGCCGCAACCGCAAGCCGCGGAACUUCGCCACAUUCCGCCUCUGCCCGCGCCCCGGCGCCGCCGACGCCUCCGACCGCGUCUUCGUCCGCGUCGACGACAACCCCUACUACAUCCCCGGCUUCGCUGACGACGACGACGUCGACAACGAUGACUCCUCUUCCGCCGCCGCCGCCGCCGCCGGACUCCACGACGAAGACGACGACAGGAGCCCCUCGUCCCCCGCAGGAGGCGAACUCCCCGAGCACGUCCGCCGCGAGAUCGUGGAGCUCGGCCUCCCCGACGACGGCUACAACUACCUGUCCCACAUCCGCGAGAUCCGCCCGUCGUUCUCCUCCUCCGGAGGCGGCGGCUCCUCCGCGGCCUUCCUCCCCGCCCGCCGCUGUCCCCGCCCCGCGCGAUUCGGUCCCCCGCUGGACGUCAAAGCUUACGAUGCGCGCCCUGAUGUUGGGGUUGGUCCCGAUGAGGUCGUCGCGGUGACUCGGGUCGAGGAGGCCAUCAUCGACGCGGAUGUCGCCGCGCUGCUCGAGGAGGGCGACGUGCUGCCACCAGCGGACCCGGAGGAGGAUGAGGGUUUCGAGGAGGAUUUUAUUAUCGUGGCGGAUCAGCCCGAGGAGGAAGAAGAGAUGGAUUUGGAGGAGGAUUUUGUUAUCCUUGCAAACCAGAUCCAGAUUGAUGUGGAGGGCUUGCAGGAUGCUUGGAGCAAGGAUGGAGUUCCUCGGCUGCCUGAUGAGCAGGUUCGAAUGGUUUGGAAAGCUGUUAUGGGAGGAGGAACACAGAAGGUUUGGAAAGCCGUUACAGGAUCCUCCUCAGUACGCCUUGUAUAAGGUGUUGGGUAAUCUCCAUUUCGUACUGUACAGCUCAAUUCCUAAGUGAAUGGCCUGUUGCAGAUAUCUCUGUCUUCUUUGCGUUCAUAUUCUUGCUGUUCAACAUUGAAGUUAGGUAGCACAAUGAUGAGCAAACAGUCCAAGGCAUUGUAACGAGAACGGUGUAAUUUCAGACGAAUGGCGCUGACAAAUAUUAUUCACCGAGCUCUUGUAAUUUUGCCUUUGUUUGCUGCACUAGCAUACUAUUAAGGAUAGGUUCUUAUGUUUUCAGACAUCAUGAUUGCCAAGUUUGGAAUGAGCAUACUAGCACGUAUCUGAAUUGUCGUAUUUCUGCGCUGAAGAACUUUUUGAUCAUCUGGUAACAAAGUUAUCAUUGGCAGUGUUCA
Messenger RNA from Brachypodium distachyon (stiff brome), 1343 nucleotides. RefSeq lists its product as uncharacterized. NCBI's taxonomy places the organism in Eukaryota, Viridiplantae, Streptophyta, Magnoliopsida, Poales, Poaceae. The transcript is spliced from 5 exons. The coding region runs from base 124 to 957 and encodes 277 amino acids. Gene Ontology annotation, biological process: ribosomal small subunit biogenesis; ribosomal small subunit export from nucleus. The record is from RefSeq and is a predicted model, not a curated record. Gene Ontology annotation, cellular component: preribosome, small subunit precursor; nucleus; cytosol.